Molecule: messenger RNA, 1398 nt
Organism: Actinia tenebrosa (Australian red waratah sea anemone)
Lineage: Eukaryota; Metazoa; Cnidaria; Anthozoa; Actiniaria; Actiniidae
Product: guanine nucleotide-binding protein G(t) subunit alpha-2
Biological process (GO): adenylate cyclase-modulating G protein-coupled receptor signaling pathway
Cellular component (GO): cytoplasm; heterotrimeric G-protein complex
Molecular function (GO): guanyl nucleotide binding; G-protein beta/gamma-subunit complex binding; GTPase activity
Source: RefSeq, a predicted model, not a curated record
UUCCGUGUACAUAUAUCACAAGGACGUAAAAUAAACUUAGGGUUAUUGAUUCGGUUAGCUAUUAACAUAUCAGGUUUUGUGGUCUGGGCAACAUCUAACCUCGCAAGACAGAUCCAGACUGGUUCUGAGCCACCAAAGCAAAUCUUUGAAUCUAGUCAUAGUUAAGGUAAAAACCUUGAGCAACAAUAGUGUAAACUAGUAAUUAUUAGAAUGUUGUGUACAUAAGCGGAGUUUGAAGUAACUAUGGCCGAGUUGAUGAGAUCUGAAUCCAACCUCAAACCGAGCGAGCUCAAAGCGGCUUACAAACGAAGCCAACACAUCGACGCUUUACUUGACAAGGAGCGAGAAGAGAGAGAACAAGAGAUCCAAAUCUUGACACUAGGUUCUGGUGGCUCAGGUAAAAGUACUUUUAUAAAACAACUAAAAAUCUUGUACGACAAUGGAUAUACCGAGCAAGAGAGAAUGGAAUUUCGCCCCAUCAUAUACCAAAACAUUUAUGAGAACAUCUGUAAAAUCGUUCUGGCAGUUGAUCGAGAGGGUCUGCAGUUUGACAACGAAGACGUAAAGAUGUUUGCUGAAGAAUGUAUAACGCAGUCAAAGAAUGAAUGCAACAAUAACGGCAAUUCCGUAUUUACGCCAGUCGGGAAGACUGACCUUAUAACUGCAUUCUGGCAGCAGCCAUGUGUCAAGGAAUGCUUCAAAAAGCUUACACGAUAUCACAUCGAUGAGACUUCACAAUAUUUCUUUGCAGAAAUUGAACGAAUAGCCAAAGAAGAUUAUGUUCCUGAAUCGAAAGAUAUACUACGAGCUCGAAAUAGAACGCAAGGGGUAGUGGAAAAAAAAAUUAAAGUCAAUGAGUACAAUUAUAGGGUAAUCGAUGUGGAAGGUCAGAAGAGUCAACGCAAGAAGUGGAUCCAUUUCUUUGAUAGGGUCACGGCUGUUGUGUUCUUUGCAUCCCUUAGCAGCUACGACGAAGUCCUGGAAGAAGACGAGUCAAUUAAUGCUAUGCGCGACAACUUGGACCUAUUUGAAGAAAUAGUUCACUGUGAAUACUUAGCCAAUACUCAAUUCAUCCUGUUUCUAAAUAAGCAAGACUUGUUCAAGGACAAAUUAGACACAUCGAAUUUGUCAGAGUGUUUUCCAGACUACGACGGCGGACCUGACUAUGAGAAAGCAUUGUCUUACGUUAAGGAGCAAUUUAUGAUGCUGAUCCCAAAGGAUAAGCACAUUUAUGUACACGUGACUUGUGCAACUGACACCGACCCGAUGAAGACUGUUUUACAAAAUGUAUUUGAAAUACUAGUGGAAAUUAAUCUGAAGAAAAUAGCUGUACUUUAGAAUGACGUGGCCUCGAAAUGUUUUAAAAUAACGCUAAUAAAGAUUUAUACAAAUCCAAUA